This is a messenger RNA of Dentiscutata heterogama, 375 nucleotides long. Lineage: Eukaryota; Fungi; Glomeromycota; Glomeromycetes; Diversisporales; Gigasporaceae. The record is from the annotation of a GenBank genome assembly.
AUGCAUGAAGAGGUUCCUAAUGUCGUGCGACUGGCAUUACAUCUUCCAGGAAUGCAUAAAAAAUUAUAUAAACAAGGAUUUGCAAUUGGUAGAUUAUACUUUGCUGACCAUACUGCAGGAGAGCGAUUCUAUUUAAGACUUCUAUUAACUAAAAUUCGUGGCCCACAAUCAUUCGAUCAUUUAAAAACAGUUAAUAAUAUUACUUACCCAACAUUCAAAGAUGCAUGUAUCGCGCUAGGUUUAUUAGAAGAUGAUAAUGAAUGGAAACAACGUUUGGAAGAAGCUGCGAUUAUGCGAAGUGGUGCUCAACUAAGAUUACUUUUUGCUGUUAUACUUAUACAUUCUUCUCCAACCAUCCUCACAACUUAUGGUUAA